UGAGCGGAAUAUUUGUUUUUGUACUCGACGACCGAGAACUUGAUAAUCUAUACUUGAAUCACUCAACAGAACUAACAAUGAGUCAUUGUCAUUAUAUACAUACAUAACACUCGUAGUUUUAAAAUUACUUUUCGCAUUGCUAUAAAAAAUGAAGAGUCAGUCGGGUUGUAAAGAAAUUACAUCGAAUGUGUUAAUUAAAUCCGAACCUACUAAUGUUGCAAAAGAUGACAAAAUUAUAUUCUCAUCACCAAAUCCAACGAAUGGAAAUACAAACAAAAGGCCAGCAUCCCUAGACUUAAAGAGUUCAAGUAAAAAACGGAUUAUUACACCUACUCCAUUAGUAAUCGAGACGCCUUCCGAUAACCAGCAAAAACAACAGAAUUUAGCUACUCCAGAUCUUGACAAAUUACUUCAUUUUCUACCCACUCCUCAACCAGGGUCAAUUUUCCAAACAAAAGCUGGGGCAGUUACCUCUGAGCAAGAAGCUUUUGGAAAAGGGUUUGAGGAGGCUUUGCACAGUCUUCACAGCAACAAUAAACAAAAUUCCACAUCUUUAAAUUCAACAAAUAACAUUGGUACGGGAAUGAGCGGUGGAUCCUUUACAUACACAGAGCUGGAUUCAUUUAACACGAUUCCAAUCAAAGAUGAGCCUCAAAACGCUCCAUCUUCCCCUCCUGUAAGUCCAAUAGAUAUGGAGACGCAAGAGAAAAUUAAAUUGGAGCGAAAACGUCAACGAAAUAGAGUAGCAGCCUCUAAAUGCCGGAAGCGAAAGCUCGAACGGAUUUCAAAACUUGAAGAUAAAGUUAAAACGUUGAAAGGGGAGAACUCAGAUUUGGCGUCUAUAGUUAAAAGUUUGAAAGAACACGUCGCCCAAUUAAAGCAGCAGGUUAUCGAACAUAUUGAGUCUGGUUGUAGCAUUCAAACAAUGUGUACAAAUGGAAAUCUUUUACUUCAUAAUAAAUAAGUAAUGGAGACCUCAUCGAGUCUAUUAAAAUACUAUAUUGGCACACACUACUAUUCUUUGGUUCCCAUAAAAACUUACCGGGAGAACUUAAUAUUACGCAUUUCAAAAACGUGUAGAUCUGAUGGUCUUUUACUGUUAUAUAUUAAAAAUCUGUUGUUGAUGCAACGUAAUAAGUUUCGUAUAAGCAUUUAAGAAACUGUAAAAGUAUAGCUUUUCACGGAAUCAAAAAGGUGUUUUCAAAUUUUGUGGUAUUCGUAAAAAUGCAGUUUACAUCAUGGUACAAUAACUUCCUUGGUAGGGCAGAACAAUCACAUACACAAUUUUUGUAUGCAUAUGUGUUGCUUUAAAUAAUAAAAUAACUUUCAAACUCUAUUGAA
Musca domestica (house fly) is the source of this 1341-nucleotide messenger RNA. RefSeq names its product transcription factor Jra (gene Jra). Gene Ontology annotation, cellular component: transcription regulator complex. The coding region runs from base 149 to 964 and encodes 271 amino acids. NCBI's taxonomy places the organism in Eukaryota, Metazoa, Arthropoda, Insecta, Diptera, Muscidae. Gene Ontology annotation, molecular function: transcription factor binding; RNA polymerase II cis-regulatory region sequence-specific DNA binding; DNA-binding transcription factor activity, RNA polymerase II-specific. Gene Ontology annotation, biological process: regulation of transcription by RNA polymerase II; regulation of cell population proliferation; regulation of cell cycle. The transcript is spliced from 2 exons. The record is from RefSeq and is a predicted model, not a curated record.